Messenger RNA from Capsicum annuum, 1371 nucleotides. Its product is annotated as cathepsin B-like protease 2. The record is from RefSeq and is a predicted model, not a curated record. The transcript has 11 exons. Gene Ontology annotation, biological process: regulation of catalytic activity. The coding region runs from base 133 to 1200 and encodes 355 amino acids. Gene Ontology annotation, cellular component: lysosome. Gene Ontology annotation, molecular function: cysteine-type endopeptidase activity. Lineage: Eukaryota; Viridiplantae; Streptophyta; Magnoliopsida; Solanales; Solanaceae.
AAAAAUAUCUUAUAGAACAACCAGUAGCCAUCAUUUUCGCCUUCAUUUUUUCCUCUCUAUCUUGUAUAUAUACCCUUUGAGAUUUCACCAUUUCAACACCACAACUGUAAAGCUUUUAAAUAAAUAUCUUAAAUGGCCAUGACCCUGAAGUCACUAGCAACUCCUUUGGUUUUGGUUGCUUUCAUUAUCCUCAUCUUACAGGUUGUUGCAGAGCAGCCAAUAUCUGAAGCUAAAGGUGAAUCUGCAAUCCUUCAGGAAUCAAUCAUCAAAGAGGUUAAUGAAAAUCCCAAAGCUGGAUGGAAAGCUGCAUUCAAUCCUCGGUUCUCAAAUUUCACAGUUUCCCAAUUGAAGCGCCUACUCGGAGUUAAGCCCCCAAGAGAAGGUGAUUUGGAGGGAAUUCCUGUUCUAACUCAUCCAAAGUUCAAGGAGUUGCCAAAAGAGUUUGAUGCACGAAAGGCUUGGCCUCAAUGCCGCACAAUUGGAAGAAUUCUUGAUCAGGGACAUUGCGGUUCUUGUUGGGCUUUUGGUGCUGUUGAAUCACUUUCUGAUCGUUUCUGUAUUCACUAUGGCUUGAAUAUAUCUCUAUCUGUAAAUGAUGUAUUAGCGUGUUGUGGCUUUUUAUGUGGGGAAGGCUGCAAUGGCGGAUAUCCCAUAAGUGCAUGGCAAUACUUUGUCCGCAAGGGUGUGGUCACAGAAAAGUGUGAUCCUUACUUCGAUAAUAUUGGAUGUUCCCACCCUGGUUGUGAACCGAUAUAUCCCACCCCACAGUGCAGUAGGAAGUGUGUUGAAGAGAAUCUACUCUGGAGUGAGUCCAAGCAUUUCGGUGUCAAUGCAUACAUUAUCAGCUCCGAUCCAUACAGUAUCAUGACAGAAGUUUACAAGAAUGGACCAGUUGAGGUUACUUUCUAUGUUUAUGAGGAUUUUUCUCACUACAAGUCCGGAGUUUACAAGCACGUAACAGGGAAGUAUAUCGGAGGCCAUGCUGCUAAGCUCAUCGGAUGGGGAACUAGUGAGGAGGGAGAGGACUAUUGGCUUGUUGUGAAUUCAUGGAACACAGACUGGGGUGAUGAUGGGUACUUCAAGAUCAGAAGAGGAACAAAUGAGUGUGAGAUUGAGUCUAUAGUAGCUGCAGGAUUGCCUUCAGCAAGAAAUCUUAAUGUGGAACUUGAUGAUGAUGCUUCCCUUAGUGCCUCAAUAUAAUAUUAGCUAAGUCUAUGGGAUUGGGGAACCAAAACUUCUUGAAUCACAUCUUCUUCUUGUGGAUUUAAUUAGCUGUACAUUUCAAAAUUUGCAUUAUAUGGAUUAUAUAUAUACCUGUAUAACUGUCUCUCUAUUUACAUCUAAUUAGAAAGAUUACUACUUAUAACAGUA